Molecule: messenger RNA, 1539 nt
Organism: Nanorana parkeri
Lineage: Eukaryota; Metazoa; Chordata; Amphibia; Anura; Dicroglossidae
Product: metalloreductase STEAP4-like
Exons: 5
Coding region: 102-1523 (473 amino acids)
Biological process (GO): copper ion import
Cellular component (GO): plasma membrane; endosome
Molecular function (GO): cupric reductase (NADH) activity; ferric-chelate reductase (NADPH) activity
Source: RefSeq, a predicted model, not a curated record
GCCAAGGCUGGUAUUAAAACACACAGCAGCAGCUUGUCUUUGAAUACAUUUCCCAGAGGCGUCUUCAGAUCUUAUUAAAGAGCAUCUUUCAGUUGCAGACAAUGGAAACCAACGGAACCAACCUGCUCCCCCUAAGCUCGGAUAUCACAGACAAGAACUACAGCAUUUGUAUUCUUGGAACUGGGGACUUUGGCCGAUCACUGGGAUUUAAAUUGAUACAAAGUGGCUUCCAUGUGAUAUUUGGGAGCCGGAACCCUGCCAGCGCUAGCUUGCUUCUCAAGGGGGUGGAAGUGUUUGGCCAUGCAGAGGCAGCGCAAAAAUGCCCACUGAUCAUUGUGGCUGUACAGAGGGAUCAUUAUGACAAUUUUCUCAGGGAACUUGAGGAUGUUUUAGAGGGAAAAGUCUUAGUGGACAUAAGCAACAACCUGAAGAUAGACCAGUACCCAGAAUCCAAUGCGGAAUACCUGGCCCAGAUGCUACCAAGAGCUAAAGUCGUCAAAGCAUUUAACACAGUGUCAGCAUGGUCUCUGCAAUCUGGAACCCUGGAUGCCAGCAGACAGGUCUUUGUUUGCUCAGAUGACAACACAGCUAAACAGAAGGUAAUGGACAUUGUGCGUGCCAUUGGGUUGACGCCACAAGAUAAAGGAUCUUUAGUGGCAGCUAAAGAAAUAGAGAAUUACCCCCUACAGCUUUUUCCUAUGUGGAGACUCCCCAUCUACCUAUGCGCAGGACUAACUGUGCUCGUGUUCCUUUACUGCAUGAUCAACGACGUUGUCUACUCUGCAGCUGUCCUUGAAAAAGACGUCUCCUUCCGACUGGCCAUCUCAAUUCCCAACAAGGUCUUCCCCAUCGUCUCGCUCAUGCUGCUGGCCUUGGUCUACCUUCCAGGAGUGUUUGCUGCUGUUAUUCAACUGUAUCGCAGCACGAAGUACAGCCGCUUCCCCAACUGGCUGGACCGCUGGAUGUUGUGUAGGAAACAGCUGGGAUUGGUUGCCCUAGCCUAUGCCUUUCUCCAUGCCAUCUACACUCUGGUGAUUCCAAUUCGAUAUUACGUAAGGCACAGGAUAGCAGCCGGCACCAUUGCGCAGGUCAAGAAGAACGAAACCAGCCCCUUCCUAAACGUCGUGGCCUGGAGGUCAGACACGUACAUAGCUCUAGGAAUUCUGGGAUUUUUCUUCUAUGUUCUCUUGGGAAUAACGUCAUUGCCAUCUGUUAGUAACGCCGUGAACUGGAGAGAAUUCCGCUUUGUCCAGUCUAAGCUGGGCUACCUCACGCUGGUGCUGUGCACAGGACACGCAUUUUUGUAUGGCUGGAACAAGUUCCUGAAUGUGGCUAAUUUCAGAUGGUGUAUGCCACCUGCCUAUACGCUCUCUCUGGUCGUCCCAUGUAUCGUGCUGAUCCUCAAAUUCAUUCUCAUAAUCCCAUGUAUUGAUAAAAGGAUUACCAAAAUACGGCAGGGCUGGGAAAGACGUCCCCCGGCUCAAGCAGAUAAGAAGUUUAAAAAUGGUCAUGUUGCUGUAUAAUGUAUGGGAUGUAUUG